Messenger RNA from Ostrea edulis (European flat oyster), 7325 nucleotides. RefSeq names its product fibrinogen-like protein 1. The record is from RefSeq and is a predicted model, not a curated record. The coding region runs from base 133 to 1515 and encodes 460 amino acids. The transcript is spliced from 5 exons. NCBI's taxonomy places the organism in Eukaryota, Metazoa, Mollusca, Bivalvia, Ostreida, Ostreidae.
AAUUGACGUAAGCAUUUUGACUUGACUGCUUGGUUAACAUAAAUUGCUCUGCUUUUCCAUUCUUAUAUAAUCGGUCGUCUUUAACAGUUCGACCAAACAAAUUGUUGAGAGCCACAGCCUUGAUUUACAAUCAUGCAGCGUGUCUUGUUUGCCGGUUUGCUUUGUUUGAUUGGAGUAGUUGGUGUAUUGUCGCAUCUGGAGAUGAACUCCGACAAUAAAUCGGAAUUAUCCUCCUUAACUUCUUCAAAAAUCUCGAAUUCAUUUCGAGACCUGCUGAACCAAGAAAGUCUAUUAAGAUUCUCCAUGACCCAGAAAAUCCAGGGUUUGGUGAUGGAUGCCUUAGACAAUAGAAAUAACAGUUUGACUUUGAAGAAAAAGCUAAGCGACAUAACGACAGAAUUACAGUCUAUUGGAGCAAAAGACCAAGUGAUGAAGGAAGAAAACGCUCAGCUGAAACAGGAGUUAAACACCGUUAAGGAGGCAAUCAACCAUGAUAAAAACCUCACAAAACAGGAGUUCAACACCGUUAAGGAGGCAAUUAAUUCUGAUAAAAACCUCAUAAUGCAACAAAUUCAGAGUCUGGCAGAAAAAAUGGAGGAUGAGAAUUCGAAACUCAGACAGGAAAUAAAGAUUCUUAACGAAACAAACCAAAGAGUUGACGAAGAGAACUUCAAACUCAGACACGAGUUAAACAACUUGAAAAUGAUGUCUCUUGACAACAAGCAAAAUGUUCAAAACAUUAAUAACAUGACCAAAACAAUACACAAACACAACGAUGAGUUUACGCUACAGUUCCAGAUGAUCAAUGGUUCUCUGCAGAAUCAUGACUUACAACUGCAAAAUAUUUCUACACAACUUUCAUCAGUGCGUUUGAAAUUAAUUCAUGGAAGCUGUAUGAGGAUUUUACAAAGUGACCCAGGCGUGAAACGAAAAGAUGGGGUAUAUUCGAUAAAAGUCAAUGAUCAGGUAAAGGAAGUGUACUGUGACAUGACUACAGAUGGAGGGGGUUGGACGAUCAUCCAAAAACGACAGGAUGGUUCCACCGACUUUUAUAAGACUUGGGCAGAUUACAAGAAAGGAUUUGGAGACCCAUCCAAAAACUACUGGCUUGGAAACGAUGCGAUUCACUUUUUAACAAUGACAAAUCAGGAAUUACGAGUGGAGCUGAUGAGUUUUUCUGGUGAGAAAGCGUACGCCCUGUAUUCAACAUUCAAAGUUGGAGAUGGGAGCAGUAAAUACCAGCUUACAGUAUCGGGAUAUUCAGGAACGGCAGGAGACAGUUUGAAGUACCACAAUGGACAUAAGUUCAGUACCUGGGAUCAGGAUAAUGACGGUAAUAACUGUGCAGUACAAUAUCACGGAGCCUGGUGGUACCUUGGCUGUCACUACUCCAAUCUGAAUGGACGGUAUGCGGAGUCUGCUCUGUCUGGUCCCCAAUACUCUGUCUGGUACCAUUGGGAAAGUAAAUAUGUAGCAUUAAAAACCACAGCAAUGAUGAUCAGACCCAAGACUUAACAUUAAUAUAUACCGUGUUUAGCAGUUCACAAAAACAUAUGCUGGAUAUAUUCAUUUUACAUCAGACAUCUAUCUGUGACGUAGAGAGAUUAGUAACGGACGGGUCAGGAAUAUGAAUGAAAUUAUCAUGUAUUUUCACAAUCUAACUGUUUAUUGAGUAGUGAAUACUAGCAAUCUCUGUAGAAAGAUAGUGUUGUACAUGUAUUCCAUGGAUUAGUUCUAGUCACUGAUUAUCAAACUCUGAAAAAUAAUCAACAUUUACUAUGUAGUACAUGAUCUGUAUUGUUUUCAGCAACACAUGGAUGUUUAUGGUAUAUGGUUAAUUAUCAAUAUAAAUGCUUGCAUAUAUUGUACAAAAUGUAUAUCGUGAAUAGCUUCUUAACCCUUUCUCUACCGGCACAUUUUAGAGGUUUUUAGAGACUAAAUGACAGUAUUUUAAAAUCGAUUUAAAUCUGCAUGGAUCACGAUUUGGGGUAGGCAUAUGACAUGUAAUUUUGUUAGGAAUUGGACAGGGAACAAUUUCUUAUAAAAUUUGUCAAUGUAUCCCAUGACCUCAUAUAGGUCUACGGGGUCAAAGGUCAUAUAAGUGCACAUUUUUGCAAUCUUUUUUCUCUGAAAUAUAUAUAUUACGACCCCUCUCACUAGAUUAGAGUCAAAAAUAGGAAAUUCUAAAUGUAUGAGCUAAUGUGCCUUUUAAUAUACUACAAAAAGAACAAAAUCAAACUAAUCAAUUUUAUUGACAAACAAAUAUUUUUGGUUGCUAAGUAACAACACUCAUAGUACAAUUUUGACCAUAAUUUGCCUUUCUGCAUCCAUUCGACACAAUUUAAACGUAAUUACAAUCCAUGAUGAUUAGUAAAUGUCACAUUAUCUUAAAAUAUAAUCUUUAAAUAGAUCUUAAUCAUUUUAAAAGGUUUUUAACAAAAAAUGUAUGAAGAGAAUUAAGGUCAAAGGUCAUCAAAUGGAAACUUCGUACUUUAUAUACUUGUCCAUCAUUUUCUAAUAAUAUGACGUUUUGCCAUUAUGUUCCAUUAAAUAGAAUAAGUAUUGCAACAUUAAAACAAAGAUCUUUCAAUUAUUGUUAAUCUAAAAUAAUCUAUUUUUUAUUCAGUUAUAUUUGGUUGCUAAGCAACAACACCUUAUCAAAUGUUAUCAAAAAGUACUAACCAUUUUUCCUCUCCAAGUUCAACAUAAGCGAAUGUUCAAGUACUUACUUUCAAUCACUAGAUUUAAAUGUACUUGCAUCAUAUUUAACAAAAAUGUUCUUAUAUUCAACCUCUUGAAACCUAUUUCUAGACAUAAUUCUUGAUAACGAGUUGUUCCGACAGGGACAUGCGUUGACCAAUAUCUGUCUAUCGACUGGAACUUCACAGCAGGCGUGUAUAAGAUAAUGCACAAAAAUCUGGAAAAAAAAGUAUUUCUUAAUACUUAGUCCUAAAUACUAAUGUAUUGUCAAAGCUUUUGAAUACUCAAAUUGGCUCUGUAAAUGUUUUCGAUAAUCAAGGCCCUCUGAAAAGUAUGCAUUUAAUUACUUAUGAAAUUUUAUCAGAGGUAAUUGUAGUACACAUUUAAUAAAUGAGUUACAUUCACAGCCAGAUUAAUUUUGGUAAAGGUAAUCUUUUUACUAUGCAUUUUAUUAUUCUUUUGAAACUGGAAGUCACUGCCACAAUAUCGGUUUUUAAAACUAGUAAUACCUGUACAGUUCCUCUUCAGUGAGAGGCUGCAAACUUCCUUGGGAAGUAUAUGGCAACCCUUCCCCCUAGAUGUGACCAUCUCAGCAUAAUGGUUGUUGGCAACACAGAUGGAGAAAACCAAAUCUUCUGUCAAAGACAGCUUCAUAAAAUCUGCAGUUCUCCGAAUAAUAGGGUCCCAUAUCUGAAAGAAAAUUGCAAAUAAAAUCAGUAUUGGCCACCAUACCUUAAAACGUGUCAUACCUUAUAAUUAGAAACUAAUUAGAAAUUGUUUUGUCUCAUUUUGUAUGUAUACGAUCCCUAGUUAUGCAGCAAAAAAAAAAAAAAAAAAAAAAAAAACCCACAAAAAAAAAAAAAAAACAGUAAAAUGGUACACACAUAUCAGUGUACCAUAAUGCCAUGAUUCCAAUUGUGAAUGUAUUAUCUGGAUUUAUUUGAAUGUUAAUCAAAUUUACACUGAUUUAACCCUAUAUUCAACCUCAAAGAGUCAUACCAACUGAAAGCCAGGUUGUCACCCCGAAUGAAAUGCCACAGUUCUGGGAUCAGGUGUUCAUGUGUCCUCCAUAUCAGCAUCCUUCCAAUGCAUGUCUGGAUUUGUCAGUAGACUGUCGCUAGCGGAUGAUACCUGGGAACUUCCCACUAAAUAUUGGGAUGUCAAUACCCUUUUUAAAAAAGAAAAGAAAUCACAAUUAAGAAUUGUUGGUUUAUGUUUAAAAAGCAAAAUCUAAGUUUCACGGUAGCAUGAAACAGUUUCGCACUUAAAUUUAUUUACUCAAAUUUAUUUAAAGAUAUGGUAAGGGAUUGCAUACAUGUGUUAGAAAUGAAUCGAAUAUUUUAUUAUACAUUGCGAGAGUAGCAGAGUGGGUAAUGAACAAAAAAUGUAUCAUGUAGGUAUCUGCAUUAUGCCUAGCAUAUAUUAUACACGAGGGCAAAUACUGAAGAAAUUCAGGUUAAAACCUACAGGGUCCAGCGAAAAUACUGAAACUCUGAGGGAAAGUGAAUGACCCCAGAUAUAAAAGUUGAAUUGAAUUGCUUCUUAAAGGUACCCAGUGUCUAAAUCCCCUUGUAUGGUACUCUGCUAGGCAAGAAGGGGAUUGAUUGAUUGAUGUUUUCUGCCAAACUCAACAAUUUUUCAGUUAUCUGGUGGCACCAAGUUUUUUUUAUUGGUGGAAGAGAGAACCCAGAUACCUGGGGAGAGACCACCGAUCUUUCGAAAGUAAACUGGGAAAACUUUCUCACUUACCGGCACGAAUGGGAUUCGAACUCGCGCCUACAGAGAUGAGAGGCCGUGUGAUUUUGAGCGCAAUGCUCUAACCACUCGGCCACGGAGGAGACCGGCAAGAACACAGGGGCUCGGUUGUCAGAUAUUGAAGUUUUGUAUUAUUUGUUCCCGAAUAAUAAAUUGAAGUUUUGCAUGAUUUGUGUCCGAAUAAUAAAUUAUAUAAAUAAAAUCAUCCACCAAAAUCCGCUUUUUUAGAGGUUUUCAAAAAGGUGUAUCAUGUGUACAUUAAAGUACUUGGCACACUGAUUUGACUGCGGAUAACUCCGUUUACCUGAUCAUGAUAUGGGGCUCACGGCGGGUGUGACCGGUCAACAGGGGAUACUUACUCCUCCUAGGCACAUGAUCCCACCUCUGGUGUGUCCAGGGGUCCGUGUUUGCCCAACUAUCUAUUUUGUAUUGCUUGUAGGAGUUAUGAGAUUGAUCACUGUUCGUUAUCUUCACCUUGCAUUUAUAUAAUUUAUUAUUCGGACACAAAUGAUGCAAAACUUCAAUUUAUUAUUCGGGAACAAAUAAUACAAAACUUCAAUAUCUGACAACCGAGCCCCUGUGGGCAAGAAGGGAACACAUGCCCAUCAGCUCAUAGCAUACAAGUACCAGCAUGUAUGGAUCACAUUUAAUUUAUGGUCAUAAGCUACUAAGUGUAUAUAAAAUACAUGCAUUUGGAUAAAAGAGAAAUCAAUAUGAUUUUUCAUUAGCCUGUCAUAAUCAGACUUUGAUUGAUGUUAACCCACCCCCAUUUUGGCCCAAACACACAUUUUGUUUUUAUUUCUGUUACAGAAUAAAGAAAAUAAUUCAAAUUAUGAUAAUAAAUUCUAUCAUAAGUGUGUUUUCCUAACAGAUUGUGUUUUCUUUUCAUAGAAAGAUAAUUUCUUUUAUAAACAUGGAAAAAACUUGGAAAAUAGCCUUCUCACCAGCGGUCGUGAAUGCCCAGUCUGAUUAAAACCACCCCAUCCCAUUAUACACUAAAUACACCCCCUUCUUACACUCGCGCGUCACGUAAGGAGAUAAUUCUGGGGAAAAAGGGGGGGGGGGGGGUAAUCAAACUGCCGGACCCGGACAGGGUGUUAUUCACUUGUUUUAGAUAUCAUAAAAUAUAAAUAUUUGCUUUCAUGAAACGACAAACCAUGGCAUCAAAUUGCGGUUAAUUAAUCGUGAAUUUUUCAUAACAUGACAAAACCACAUUUUUGUUUUCUUUUUAGUCGGCCUAUGUGGCUACAUCAACUUACAUGUACGUAUUUAUACUGAAUGCAUGAUCGUUUGGGUCAUCCUGCAACAGGCGAUCCAGGGCAUCUUCUUCUGACAUUAGGUCGUUUUAAAGAUGUAAAAUACAAGCGUUGGUUGUGACAGUCACGGUGAAGCUGUGUUGUUUUCGUUGAAACGGAAACACGUGUCAUUCUCCGUGCACACUUUCAGAAAACCCCGCGAGGCCCGCGAUCCGGAUCACGGAAAAAUAAAAGUAUACAGGUUAUAUAUAGGCGAACUUCUUCUUUGUUUUCUUUCUUUGGCAGAGAAAAAAAUUAUUUCUAUUCCGAACAAAUAUAACGUUUAUAUCUGAAUUUGAAGUACUUUAUUUAUCUUUUUUUAAAUUCAAUCUGCCGAUGUAAUAUUCUCAAUAGGUGUUUUAUGAAGUUACAUGUAGGUUGUGUAACUGUUAUAAACCAAUAUUGGUUUUAUGCUUUAAAAAAAAAAGCAGAGAUACCUGGCUGAUUAUUUCAUACAUGUAUGUAUGUUGUUUUAGUGUAUCAACAGGUACUGAAUUUACUAAAAGAGGACAAUACAAAUAGUUUUCACCACUUUAUUGUGCGACGCGCGUCGAUUGCUUUUAGCGACGUCGAUUUGUCGCUAAUUUUUAAGAAAACCGCGCAGCAUGUCCCAAUUUCAUUUUAUCGUAAUAUAAAAACUACCGAGAAUUGUAAUAUGAAUAAGGGUCCAUCAAAAAGAACAUUUCCUCUACUUUUACAGGAUGUAUUUACUUUCCACUAUUUCCAUAUAUAAAUAUAGAUAAAACGCCGAUCUGUUUAAACAUUGCGAAAUAAAAUCGUAAAACAACGUAUAUGUGCAAAAAAAUUACUAUUUUCUUAUAACUUUGCCAGCCAUCAAAAACAAUUUUUAUAUGUACUGAAAGCAGGGAAUAUAUGCUUCUCAAAAAUAUAAAAAAUAUUGCAUUCAUAGGGAAAAUAAAAAAAAUCAUAGCGAGGGGGGAAAUGGCCUUGCGACAAAGCGUUGCGUCAUAUUUAGACGAAGUCAUCCUUCAUUUUAAAUGCUUUUUUAAAUUUAAUGGCUUUAUUUAUUCAAUUGAUUUUUGCAUAGUUAAAAAAUAUAGAAAAUUUCCAAAAAUAUGAUAUAUAAAACAUAUAUAUUACGUCCGUAGUUUCAAAGAUUUAUAGACACUCCUUUUGCGUAGCCCUGUUUUUACGCGCUAUCGGUCAUAUUGACCGAUACGGUAGAGAAAGGGUUAAAUAAAAAGUAGGUAUUCUAGCAAAUAAUGAUAUCCUUUAUUUAUACAGGAUUGUGCAAUUAUAUAUAUAAACUAGUUUACAUUGUGGUCCUGUCUAUAACAUACGAGUAUAUACAUAUCGAGAACACCUAUCACAAAACAUGGAAAUAUCACAGUUUAUAUACAUACAGAUAAGUACUACAUGAAAAGAGACCAUAGACACAUGAGUAUUAUUGAGGAUUAAAAUAAUGUUUGAAGCUGAUUUAACAGAUGUGGUAGUUGUGCAUUUUCUAAGAAAAUCUGGUAAUGAGUUCCAUCAAACUCCUUCUGAAAUGAUAAAAGAUCUUCUAAAAUAUUCUGUUUUGGCUCUUAUAACAUAAAUAAAAUUAUUUGAUCUCAG